AUGGCAGAAUGUCUUCAUGGGCUACAGAAGCAGAAAUUUAUGCAGCGGCUACGGGAUUUAACAUUUAAUGAAAAAGAAAUUCUAUCAAAAGGUUUAAAAUUCAUACCUACAACUAACAAAUAUGACAUCACAAAACUGCAAAGCGAUCUCUGUGAGUGGGAAAGACGCAUGCGUCUUAAAGAGUAUUUCCAUGAUAAACAAAAUGAUCAGGAGAAAGAUAAUAUCAAACCAUGGAUGAAGAAAAAAAGUAGAUUUACACCAACACCUGGGAGAGAAAAAAGUCUUGAUACAUAUAUUGACGCGGUAAAACGAGAGAUACUAUAUGGACUUAAAGACAGAGUUCAGUCAAAUAUAAGUGACAAAGAAUCAAAGGCCUUACAAAGCUUGCUGAAUGAUUCAAGUAUAAUCAUUCGACCCGCAUACAAAGGAUCAGGAGUUGUGGUCGUUAAUACCGAGGACUAUAUCAAAAAUCUGGAGAAGGAAAUGAAUGAAUGUGAUUCUUAUGAAAAAAACAACGGAAAGUGUAAACAUGAAGCAAGCAGGGCGGUUAAAAAGGUAGCAAAUAAAUUAUAUAGAGACGGCCUUAUUGACCAGGAACUGAAAGAUUACUUAAUACCAAAACACCCCCAAGAAGCAAAGUUAAAAGGAAAUCCAAAAAUCCAUAAAAAUAACAAUCCAUACCGGACAAUAGUGAAUGGCAUUAGGACGGCCACAGAAAACAUGGCAGAAGUUGCAGAGAAAGAGUUGAAUGAGUUUGUAGAAACAACACCAAGUUAUAUUAAAGAUACAACAGAUUUUCUGACAAAACUGCAAGAAAUCCCCAAUGAAAUUCCAGAAAAUACAAUGCUUUUCUGCUUUGAUGUUAUCAAACUUUAUCCAUCCAUUCCUAAACAAAAAGGCUUAGAGGCAUGUAGAGAAGCACUUGAAACUAGAACAGACAAAACCAUCCCUUCAAAAGCAAUAGAAGAAAUGAUAACCACCGUUCUUGACAACAAUAUUAUAACAUUCAAUGGGACUGAGUAUAAACAAAGAAAAGGAGUUGCCAUAGGCUCAAAGUUGGGGAGGAAUUUUGCAUGUGCCUAUAUGCGUAAAUGGGAUGAAGAACUAAUGAAGAAUGAGUUCAUACCAAUCUUUUACAAAAGAUACAUCGACGAUGGAUUUGGAUUUUGGACACAUGGACUGGAAAAACUUAAUGAGUUCCUUAUGUUUGCAAACCAGAUUGAUGAAAGUAUUCAAGUAGAAAUGAGAGUUGGUGGGAAAGAAAUAGAAUUUCUGGAUACUAUCGUGAAGAUAGAAGAUAGGAAAUUUAACAUCGAUGAACGAAACAAGGGCCUUGUUUCUGGACAGAAUAUUGACUACCUAUGA
Messenger RNA from Dreissena polymorpha, 1365 nucleotides. RefSeq lists its product as uncharacterized. The record is from RefSeq and is a predicted model, not a curated record. The coding region runs from base 1 to 1365 and encodes 454 amino acids. Lineage: Eukaryota; Metazoa; Mollusca; Bivalvia; Myida; Dreissenidae. The transcript is spliced from 3 exons.